CGAUAAGCUGAUUCUUAACUUCAUAGUUCAAGGAAUGCACCCCCUCCACACUGUGAACAGACCUGAAUAUAGACAAUUAUUUAGUGAAAUUCUGCCCUCAAGGCAUUUGAUUUCAAGGCGAACAUUAGGGCGACUUCUUGACAAGGAACACUCUUCCAUGAAAACUGCUUUGGUUGAUGUAAUGUCCAAACAGAGUCACCUGUGCACCAACGCAGAUGCCUGGUCAUCAAAUAAUAGGAGCUUCCUCGGUGUCAGUGUCCACUGGAUAGAUGAGGACUCACUGAACAUCCGCUCUGGAGCAUUAGCCUGCCGUAGAAUUGUAGGGAGGCACACUUUUGGUGUUUUGGCCAAGAUGCUUGAAGCUGUUCACAGAGAAUUCAACAUUAAAGACAAGCUUACUCUGACAACUACCGAUAAUAGUUCUAACUUUAUAAAAGCCUUUAGUAUAUUCACGGAAGUUCAGAAAAGUAUCCAGGAAUACAGAGCUGAGGAAGAGGAGGAGGAAGACGAUGAGGAUGAGGAAGAUCAACCUGUCUUCAUUAAUCUCACAGAGAUCCUGGCAGAAACACAGGAAGAUUACAGCCUUCCUCCACACCAGCGCUGUGCCUGCCACUCUCUAAAUCUUGUUGCCACCAGAGACAUUGAACACGCAUUGACCCAGUCAGAGACAUUCAAGAGAUUAUCGAGAUCAACGCUUGCCAAAUGUCAGGCUCUCUGGAACAAGCAACACAGGAGCACUCAAGCCUCUGACACCAUUCAAGAGAAGCUAGGAUGUCAGCUGAUAGUGCCCAUUUUAACCAGGUGGAACUCCACUUACCAUGCCAUGGAGCGCUUGAAUACUUGUAUCCUCACAAAAGAACAAGAAUUCUAUGAAGUCUGUGAGAAGCUGCAGGUGGCACGAUUCAAGUCAACAGAAUUCACAUUCAUACAGGAAUACAUGAAGGUUAUGACGCCUUUGGCCAAGGCUCUUGACGUCUUACAGUCUGACCGAAUGGGCUUCUCGGGAGUGUUGGUGCCAACCAUCUCAAUUCUACUUGAAAGGAUGGAAGAGAUGAAGAGGGAGUGCCGGCUUCAUCACUGCAACCCCAUGGUAGAUGCGAUCAUCAGUGGGAUUAAGAAAAGGUUUGAACUGACCUACAUCCCGAGUGACAAGAAGGCUGAAGUUGUGUCAGACCUGAAAAGACGGGGGCUGGCAAGUUACACCUAUGUGGGAGUUCCUGUGAAUGCUUUGGAGGCCUUGGCUGAAAAUGGGGGCCGCAGAGGUCCAUUCAAGCUGUUUGCAGCCCAGCUGAAGGCUGUGAGGUAG
Cyprinodon variegatus (sheepshead minnow) is the source of this 1306-nucleotide messenger RNA. RefSeq lists its product as uncharacterized. The coding region runs from base 35 to 1306 and encodes 423 amino acids. The transcript has 6 exons. NCBI's taxonomy places the organism in Eukaryota, Metazoa, Chordata, Actinopteri, Cyprinodontiformes, Cyprinodontidae. The record is from RefSeq and is a predicted model, not a curated record.